AGGAGGAGGGAGAGCCACGGGACUUGCUGGUUGGGCCCUAACCUCCGCAACCCCUCCUCCUCGCCUCGCUCUUUUCGGCUUUUUCCCCUCAGCCCUGACGUACGACCGGGAGCGCGCCCGGACGUCACGCUCAGAGAAAGCCGAAGAUGAGAGGUGGCCGGGGCAAGAGAGGCGGGAACAAAGUUGCCGCGCACUGGCGUGCUCGCUCCCGCCAGGGGCCGGCGGGCCGCACCGGAAGUGACAUGUGUAGAAACCGCUCGGCUUCCGGCGAGGGUGGGACUCGAUGUGAAGAAGGGUUAAAGAAAGGAGAGGAUUCAUGCGCCGCCCACUGCUGUUGCUUGAGACUCUCCCCGUGGUGGCGCGCCCGUCGUGCCUGUUGCUUGCGUCCAGCGCGCAGAGCCGGUUCCGGCCCUCUGCAGAUGCCGCACUGCCUGCCUGGUGAGCGAAAGGUCACAGUGAGAACAAGUGUCUGUGGAGACUGCGAGGGAAAUAAUGCUGUUGGUCAGGCCUUCUGGGCUAGGCAGUCACCCCGUAGUCUACCUUCAGUCAAGCCCUGGGAGUGGAACAACUGCGAAAGGAGAGAAGACACCCCGCGAAACAGGGCGGAGAUGGCCUUGGUUUAACUUGUCUAACGGACACCAAAGUUCGAGGCCCCAUCUCUCUCUUUUUUUUUUUUUUUCUUUUUUUUGGAGACUUGAGUUUCGCUCUCGUUGCCCAGGCUGGAGUGCAAUGAUGCGAUCUCGGCUCACCGCAACCUCCGUGAGGCACUUUCUUAUCCUAAAAAACAGACUUGGGAAUCACAGCUCAAGCUUCGGUAACACUAUUUACUUUAAAAUAAAAAAUUUUAAAGCUUUAAAUCAAUGCAGGGAAUAAGUGAAAUGUUAAAAGGAACUACUGAAAAUUCCAUAACUUCUCAGGAGCCUUGAAACCAAAACAUCUUGUGCGAAUGAGGAGUGCCCUCUUAGUACUUCACCCCCUUUCACCUUAAUAUCUACACCUCUGGGGUUGCCAAACAUAGCCAUAUAGUGACCUCACAUCCCAUUUCUUGCCUUAGAAUUGCCCUUCAGUUACAGACUGAGCACUUGGGAUGGUUAGAUUAAAAUCUAAAUGGCUUAUUGACUUUUGGAAUGGUUGGAAACGCAAGCUAAGGCGGCGCGGUGGCACACGCCUGUCGUCCCAGCUACUCCAGAGGCUGAGGCAGGAGGAUCUCUGGAACUCAAGAGUUCGAGGCUGGAGUGAGCUAUGACCGUGCCACAGCACCCCAUACUGGGCAAUCGGCAGGGCGAGGCCCUGCCUCUAAUAAAAAGCCGUCUGUUUAAUGACUACCUGUAGUCACCCCUUUGAAAAUUUAUUUGUUCAGAUCAUCAGUUGGUUUAGUUCUUAAACACUUGGUAUCUAUCCAUCAUUCAUACCUUUGUGUAAAUUAUUUUAAUCAGCUUGACAUCACAGUAUCACAGACUGGACUGAUUUAAGCUAAGAUCAGACUUCACUGACCGAGUACAAACGAUGUUGGUUUGCUGAAGGGUAAAGGAGGAGGCAAAGGAAUAGGUAAUCUUAAAGUCAGAGCAUGUCCCAGGAGGGCCGGCCUGGGUGGGUCACACCAUGGGACGGGCAUUGAGAAACUGAAUAGAAAAAUAGGGGCAGAGUUUCUAAAACAAAUUUCUCGUUGACAGUAUUGUUGAGUGAAGGUCCUGUAGCCAGCCUCCUACCAAAGACUGUUUAGCAAGUGGCUUUUUCAGAAACAUGUAGGAUCAACUUGUUCCAUCAUCCUACGUUAAAUAGACUGGAAUAACAGAACAAAGAGAGCAAAUAAGAGGUUUAGCUUGCAGCUCCCCACAUGUACAAACAGUUCCACUUGAGAAUGUCAUCUUCUAUCAUAUACUUUCAAACAAAACUUGAUCCAUAGUAAAUGGAUAAUUCCCAUGGGUAAGUGUAUUAAAUGGAGAAGAAGAAAAAGGAAAAGUAAAUGGAUAGUUCCCAAUUCAGGCUGCAAACAAAAAACAUGUACUAAAAUAUUUUUACUGUGGUUCUACCACCCACAUGUUUCCUCAAAGAUUCUACCUUUGGUGGGGGAGGUUGAAUGAACAUUUUGAGCUCUCCAAAGAUACCCGCCCACGUGGUUGGAAACACUAAUAACUAAAAGGAUUCAAACUCCAAAAAAUGAGAACGACCUUUGAAUUAGAAGUCGUCUGUGUCUAUAAGCCUGUCUGCUUGCCUGAAUAUUCAAGAGAUUUGAAAUUGCCA
Molecule: messenger RNA, 2244 nt
Organism: Mandrillus leucophaeus (drill)
Lineage: Eukaryota; Metazoa; Chordata; Mammalia; Primates; Cercopithecidae
Exons: 1
Coding region: 147-623 (158 amino acids)
Source: RefSeq, a predicted model, not a curated record